Molecule: messenger RNA, 2275 nt
Organism: Theobroma cacao (cacao)
Lineage: Eukaryota; Viridiplantae; Streptophyta; Magnoliopsida; Malvales; Malvaceae
Product: sodium/calcium exchanger NCL1-like
Biological process (GO): intracellular calcium ion homeostasis; calcium ion transmembrane transport
Cellular component (GO): membrane
Molecular function (GO): calcium:proton antiporter activity; calcium ion binding
Source: RefSeq, a predicted model, not a curated record
CAUUUUCCGUCUAUCAUACGGUACAUUUUGUAUAUAUAACAAGGAAUUGGUGGCACGUUUAAAUUGCUGUACGUUUAGAGUCAAGGCAAGCUCUUGUGAUAAGCCAGCCAGCCACAACCUUAAUUUGACUUGAUUUUCAAGAACCAGGGGAGGAGAGCUCCUGAUAAGGAAACCACCCAUCGCCUUAAUUUCACCUGAUUUUCAAAAACCAGGGGAGGAAAUUUCGUUUUCUUUCCCAGAGGCUGCUUCUUCAUGACAAUGCUAAGAUUCACAGUUGCCAUUCUUGUACUGAUCUUAACCAUCAAUUAUGGAAGUGGUAGUCGUUCCAUCAAAGAGAAAUCCAGUCUUGUAUCAGAUGGGAUGGAUCAAACAAGCAAAUCUUCUGUUCUUGAACUUGAUCUUCCGAUGACGACGACAGUGACCUGCGAGCCUAUCUAUGGCUUCCUACCUUGCACAACAACGCUGUGGGGGCAGCUGUUCCUGUUGGUGGUUUACGAGUAUUUGCUAUCCCUCUCAGAGGAGUUCAUUUCGAGCGGCUCCAAUCUUUUCUUUCAAAUGUUUGGAACUGGUAUUUUUGGUGCCAGUUUGUUCCACAUUCUUGGCAUAAUCCCACAAGUUAUGUUGGUUCUAGUUAGUGGAGCCUCAGCAAGUGGAGAAACCAUCGAAGCAAGGGCAACAAUAGGGAUGGGCUUACUUGCAGGAUCAGCAGUCCUGAUGCUUACACUAGUUUGGGGUUCUGUCAUCGCAUUUGGCAGCUAUGAUCUUUCAGACACUUCUUCACCAAAUUCAUCAAAUCCUGACAAUGCAGAUACUUCAAUUUCAUCCAAUUCCAAGAACAAGAAACCCUUUAGUUUAACCGGGUAUGGUGUAAGAACUGAUAUUGAAACUAGGUACAGUGCAAUAAUUAUGAUCCUGUCUAUGGUUCCAUUUCUCAUUCUUCAGCUUGCGAAAAUUCUAAGUUCAGCUACCGCGGUACGAGUAGUUGUCCUCAUUUCUCUCAUCGUCACGCUUGCUUUGCUAGGCGGUUACUGCACCUAUCAGGUAUUUGAGCCAUGGAUUCAGGACAGGAGACUUGAGUAUUUGAUGCGUAGAUAUAUACAGAAGAACUUGUUACAUAGACUUGUUUCAGCUAAUGGAAGGGCGAAUGAAUUCGAAAUAAAAAAGCUGUUUCUCAAGAUUGACAAGAAUAACAAUUCCCGUAUAUCACCAGCUGAACUGAGAGCUUUUAUACUUGGAAUACAAAUAGAAGAGGUUGGCUUGGAUGAAGAAGAUUUUGAGACAAAGGUCAUGGAAGAGUUUGAUUUCUCUGGUGAUUCUGAUAUAAACGAAACAGAAUUCGUUAGAGGAGUCUCAAAUUGGCUUAACAAGGUAAAUGAUCAAGCCCAAGGAGAGAGGAGACUUUUUCACGUUAAUGCAAAGAAAAACAAUGAAGAGAAGCGAAGUUUGUUACCUGCAAAGAAACGGAGCAAAGCUAGAAAGGGUACUGAUAACCCAUGGUGGAAUUACACCAAGGCCUUUUUCCUGAUCACGCUGGGGACUGCUAUUACGGUUUUGCUUGCAAAUCCCCUUAUGAUAACACUCCAAGAAUUCUCUACUUCUGCAAACAUUCCCUCAUUCUUGGUCUCAUAUGUGGUCAUACCCUGGGCUUUGAGCUUCCGACUAGCAUUCAGGGCCAUUAGUUCAGCCAGACAGAAAACAGAAAAUGCUGCCUCUCUAACAUUUUCAGAGCUUUAUGGUGCAGUGUUCAUGAACAAUGUGAUGGGUUUGGUCAUCUUCCUGUCUCUUGUAUACAUACGGAACAUUCCAUGGGGUGUGUCAGCGGAAGUUCUGGUUGUUCUACUUAUUUGCACAGCGAUGGGACUCUUUGCCACUUUCAGCACCAAAAUCGAGCUUUGGACAUGUAUCCUAGUAUAUCUUCUGUACCCCAUCUCCCUGCUGCUAAUUUAUGUUCUCACCAAUGUUUUGGGAUGGUCUUAGUCCAGCAAAGAUUGGUCAAGGAACUGAAUAGACAGAGUCGGGGCUCUUCGAAGUGUUUAUCGUCAGGGGGAGAACUUAUCCACUAUAAUCUCCUAGUCAUAACAUGGCUUCUAUCUGUGAUCAAUUGGGACAUGAAUAGUUUAAACUCAUAAAUUAUGUUUUCUACGGUAUAGACAAAAUUAAAUUUAUAUUAUUUAGUUUCCUUUUUAGUCUUUCUAUUCAAGAAGGAAAAACAUUGUAAAUGUAUGUGUAAUUUUAUUAUAAAUUUAUCGUCAAUCUAUUAUGAAUCUAUAGUAAA